UUCAGUUUCGUUCGAACCACGGCUCGGUCCAGAAGCAUUCUAGCAUUCAGUCGUCGGUUUUGUAGUGGCCAUCGAACACCGUCGUCGUAGAGUUGUCGUCCUCGCGUCUCAGUCGAUCGUCGGAUUAGUCGACAGGCGUACGCGCGCGCGCGAAUUCGUGUUCGCGGAGUUUGGGGUCUGAUCGGUGUUGUGCAGAGGAGCCCAGCUAAAUCGAAUUGGGCUCGUUGAUCGGAGUCAUGUGUUGAGAGAGGUGUGAAAGGGAAAAAAAAGGUCACAGAACUAACAAUUGUUGAGUUGCGACGCUGGGCUGUGGUAUUUUCGUCUUUCGACAAGUGUUGUUUCUUCUUACUGUAUAAGGUGUAUUGUUGCCAGAGUGGUUGCAAGCGAAGCAAGCAAGUUAGAGUUCAGUGGGUUAUAUUGUGACCCCAGAGAUUUACUGGAAGCAGCUUCGGUGGGGGUGGGUGUGAAGAGAAGACCACGUGUAUGGGGCCGUUAUUUCGCAUCGAUAACUACAGCGGUGCGCCCCCAGGUGUGUGCAUUAUGAUGCCUAGCAAAGUUCGAAGUGUAAUAUAACGCGUGCGAAUAUGCAAUCGUCAAUUACGCGGGCGUGAGAAACUAAAAUUGAACGGUUCUUAGUGUCGAGCCGCAGUCAGUAGCAGAACAGUUUCACAACCGGUAAGCUGCAACGUAACGCAUCUCCAAUGAAUGAUCCAAGCCCGGUGUCUGAAGAGAAUGAACCCAAACAAGAUUUAAAAUCAAGUGCCGUGCAAACGAAAAUUUAGGUGGAAACGAAGAUAUUUUAUAUAGUGCAAAGUGUUUAUCUCUCAAAAAAAAAGUCUGAAUUAAAAGCAACGAAUUAUACAAAUCGAAUCCAACAGAAAUUGAAGAAAAUGUAUCCACCGAUCCUAGUGUUAGUGUUAGCUUUAGUUACCUUCUCCAAGCAGACACUCUCGUUGGAGACGCUACUGCAACUGGACUCCUUUGACGGCGGCGACGUCGAUGGGGCAGUCGGCGCAGGAGGCGAUUUUUCUAGUCCACUUUACGAAGACACCUACGGUCCGGAUCCAGAAGAAGACCGUAAUCUCAACAACUAUCAACAGCCAGCGAUAGUGUUGGAUGAUAUCUACUAUAGAGUGACGCCCGAUGCGGGUGAAGAAAGUGAAGGUGGCAAGACCUCCGUGAGUACAAGUAGUUCAACGACCUCUACGCUUAGUAUUCCGCAAGAGUCGAGUGAAGAACAACUGUCAGCGACAGAUCGUAGUGCCAGUACGGUUGGAAGCAAUAUUUCCGACGAUAUCAUAACAGACAGUGGGGGUAAUGUCAGUGUAGCGCAGCCGUUUGUCGGUGAAGAUCUGCUGGAACCAUUAUCGAAUCGUAGCCGUAGCUUGGAUCAUGACACCGCUGAUUCCCUGCAGUCAUCGACAAUACUGGACACAAGCUUGACAAGCAACUUCCUGUACACAAGUCACUACAAUGACAGCACCGAUGGUGGCAGUGCGGAGCGAACGUCCGACGACACGCUGGACAACGGGGAAGAUGAUCAACUGUCGCUUGCGACGACAACCGCUAUCUCUCCGUUAGCUAUCCCGGACGAUGUGUCAUCGGUGAUUACACCGACGAAGCCACACUUUGACGAGAGCAAAAUCUCCAAGAGCGAGCUGCUGGCACGGAUGAUCGCCGACAAAAAUCUUCGAUUGCCGAUUGCCAUACUGAUGGAUACCUGUAACGAAUCGCUCAGCUACUCGAAGAAGGUGUUCGAUUCAUCGCUUGUACCCAGGAGCCCUCUGGAAGUUAUCCUGAUGCGGUACAAUAGCACAGGUAUCGCAAAAUCAACAAGUUUCCGUAACACUAGAUCCCUCAUGGAUGCCAUAAAUUCGUUGCAACCAUCAUACGAGAACAGUGGUCGUGCUUACUACGGUAUCUUACGAACCUCUCAGGAAAUUCCUUACGACAGUGCCAUAUUUCUGGCGACAUCGAACACCGCCACCGACAAAGAGCUCUCCCGUAUGGCGGCUUUAACGUUACUUAAGAAACGAAUUCGUCUCUACGUUAUAUGGUUUGGCGACGAGGUGGACACUAACUUGUCCGAUCAGCACCUGGACAGUCAAACUGGGUUGCAUGAACUGGCAUACAAGACAGGCGGUCGGGUUAUCCGAUUCGAACUCGAUCGCCACUUUGGCAACAACCCCGUACUGACCACCCUCGUGUCGGAGAGCGAUCUUCACGGGCACCAGAGCAUCCCGAUCCCAGUCGAAGAGGACGUCAACAGUUUGUACUUUAAGCUGCACGGAGCACUGGAUACGGCAACGCUGCGAACGCCAAAUGGAUACAUAAUCGAUCUGCUCCUCAAUACUGUAUCCCAGGAAACCUCUGGAUCUGAUCAGGUCCCUCCAAAUCCAUCCCACAUUCCCAAACCAUCGAUUAUCGCUACAAAUCGGUCUACCGCUUUGGACCAUCACACUCGUAAAAACCAGACGGUGCCACCGAUUCAGGAUUACCUCUUCAUUGUCAGCCGAGUCAACACAUCCACCUCCGGAAUAUAUUAUCUGAACGUGUCGGUAAUAGACGUCCCAUAUCCGGCGACCCAGCUCCCCACAUCGGAACCGGGCGUCAACAUUUCCACCAUCAAUAGUUCCUUCAGCGUGAUUGUCAAGGCAGACUACGACAUGCGUCACGGAAUUGAGUUUCUAGAACUGGGCGAUCCGGAGCUGGAGCGACGCUUUGACGAUCCCAGCAAUGAUGUGGACUUUGUAUCGCCGCGAGGAACUGGUGGUGGCAACAGCAACGCGGAAGGUCGCCACUCGUUAUCAGCCCGCAAGCAUACGCGUCAAACCGAGUCACAGAUUUUGGCCGAAAGCGAAGAAAGUGGAUUCAUUGGAAGGGCUGCAACGAUUCAGUCCGUUACUAAGAUCGAUUUGGGUCUGAACUCGCAACUGACGGGACCACGCGGCACCACCAUCACGCUGAUCUUCGAAGUGACCAACUUCCGUCAGACACCGGUGUUCUACUACUUUCGGGUGACGGACGAACUGGGAUUCCUGCGUUCGCUCAAUCCUGGAUCAGCUACGAUCGGCCCGUUACAAACGAUACAUGUUGCGGUCACGGUGAUUAUCGGUGUGAACGUGGAAAUCGGAACGCGAGAUAAGAUCACCUUCAGCACCGAAGGUCCAGAUCGUAUUUCGCAUUCGGCUUGGGUCACAGUUACGGAAGCUUCAGGAAUACCCGACGCCUACAUGCCUUCAGUAUGGUACACCUACACAAGUCGAUGCGAGGGUCGGAGCGACCCCGGACGCUGUGCUGGGGCAUUCUGGACAGUGGACGUCACGGCGCGAGAUUAUGAGACGGGCCUACUGAAGAUCGCGUCGAAUCCUGAUGGGCUGGUUUACAGGACUCAGUUCACUGCGGGUACAAAGGAAGAAGUGAAAGGCAGCUACACUGCGUCCUGCUGCCAGCCAAUGGUUACCAUUUCGGCGUACGAUGUCACUCGAAAUGUACGAACCAUCAACCUGGACGUCCGAGAUAUUUGGUUGAACGAAGCGGGAAUCGCUGCCGUGGUGCUCGGCGUGCUGUUGCUAAUCGCUUUAAUUAUUCUCUUGGUAUUACUUUGUCGGUACUGCAUUAAAAAGCGCCGUUCCAAGGAAUUGCCGAUUUAUAGAGGAGAGUUAAGAGAAAGGCGAACGUAGAUUUUUCUCCAUUAAGAGCAAUAAAUUGGACAGAGCAAAUAUGACCUCAUUAACGAUGCCAUUUCCUACAAUAGAUUUCGAGUAAUUCUUGCAUUUAAGAUAGUUCUAGUUGCCAAAGGUGUCGGUCUAAGUCAAGAACAAACUAAAUCAGUAUUCGUGUAGAAAACAAGAUUAUGCCAAAAGUAGGUUGUAAAUAACAUGUAAUUUGUAGAAUAAAAUAUAAGUCAAGAUUUCAA
Messenger RNA from Armigeres subalbatus, 3919 nucleotides. RefSeq lists its product as uncharacterized. The record is from RefSeq and is a predicted model, not a curated record. The coding region runs from base 891 to 3683 and encodes 930 amino acids. NCBI's taxonomy places the organism in Eukaryota, Metazoa, Arthropoda, Insecta, Diptera, Culicidae. The transcript has 8 exons.